CUUGAAUUGUUGUCGCCGGUUUUUGUUCGGUGGGUUUGUGCAAGUGAAAAUUAAAUCUUCCAUCAUCGGACCGAUUUUCGUAUAAUAUACAAAAACAACCAUGGCUGGUUUUCCGGGCAGCAUCGCCUUCGAUGAAUAUGGCAGACCUUUCAUCAUUUUACGUGAUCAAGACAAGCAAAAACGUUUAACUGGACUUGAUGCUUUAAAGUCACACAUUUUGGCUGCCAGACAAAUUGCCAGCACUUUAAGUACAUCACUGGGCCCAAAAGGUUUGGACAAAAUGAUGGUCUCAUCAGAUGGUGAAGUAACUGUAACAAAUGAUGGCGCGACCAUCCUGAAGAUGAUGGACGUCGAGCACCAAAUCGGCAAAUUGCUUGUGCAGUUAUCCCAGUCUCAGGACGAUGAAAUCGGCGACGGUACCACCGGUGUGGUCGUUCUAGCCGGAGCCUUGCUCGAACAGGCUGGUUCGUUGUUAGAUCGUGGCAUCCACCCUAUUAGAAUCGCCGACGGUUUCGAACUGGCCUGCGACGUUGCAGUGAAACACUUGGAGAAGAUCGCCGACUUGUUCCCAGUCGCUUUGGACAACACGGAUCCCUUGGUUAAAGUAGCCAUGACCACCUUGGGCUCAAAAAUCAUCAACAAGUGUCACAGACAAAUGGCCGAGAUUGCCGUCAAUGCUGUGCUGUCGGUAGCCGACUUGGAACAAAAAGACGUCAACUUCGAAUUGAUUAAGGUUGAGGGAAAAGUAGGUGGUCGCCUUGAGGACACCAUGCUGGUCAAGGGAGUCGUCAUCGACAAAACCAUGUCCCACUCUCAGAUGCCAAAGGAACUGAAGGACGUAAAAAUGGCCAUUCUCACCUGCCCGUUCGAACCACCAAAGCCAAAGACCAAGCAUAAGUUGGACGUCAGCAAUGUCGAAGACUACAAAGCGCUCAGGCAGUAUGAGCAGGAUAAGUUCAAGGAAAUGGUCAGUUUGGUCAAGAACGCCGGAGCCAAUUUGGCUAUUUGCCAGUGGGGCUUUGAUGAUGAGGCCAAUCACUUGCUCUACCAGCAAGGCUUGCCUGCAGUCAGAUGGGUUGGUGGUCCAGAAAUCGAACUGAUCGCCAUCGCAACUGGAGGAAGGAUCGUUCCACGUUUCGAAGAGCUGACGCCAGACAAGCUGGGAUCGGCAGGUCUCGUACGCGAAAUUUCCUUCGGCACCACCAAGGACAAAAUGAUGGUGAUUGAAGACUGCUCCAACUCAAGGGCCGUAACCAUCUUGGUGCGCGGUGGCAACCAGAUGUUGGUUGAGGAGGCCAAGCGCAGUCUCCACGACGCCUUGUGCGUUGUCAGGAGUUUAGUCAUGGAACCUAGGGUAGUUUAUGGGGGCGGCGCAGCCGAAAUCGCGUGCAGCUUGGCUGUGGCAGCUGAGGCUGACCAAUUGGCUUCCCUCGAACAGUACGCUUUCAGAGGUUUCGCCGAAGCUUUGGAAGCUAUUCCUUUGGCUUUGGCUGAAAACAGUGGUUUGUCCGCCGUUCACACACUUGGUGAAGUUAAGGCUAAACAAGCUUCCACAAACAACCCAGCUUUGGGCAUUGAUUGCAUGAAUACCGGAAACAUGAAUAUGAAAGAGCAACAUGUGAUCGAAUCCGUCAGAUCAAAGAGACAACAGUUCCUUUUGGCCACACAGUUAGUUAAAAUGAUACUGAAAAUUGAUGAUGUUAGGUCGCCACAUGAUGAACAAGGUUUAUAAAGGCGAUUCUGAAUAUUUUUUUUUAAUAUAAAUAAUUUUUAUAUUAGUUAACACACUCAUUCUCGUCUCAGUUAUCGCUUUUACUCACGUAUUUUGUAAUUCAUUCAUUUGGCGUUUAUUUAUAACAAAUAAAUUAAUCAUAUUUACAGUUUUAA
Messenger RNA from Aethina tumida (small hive beetle), 1887 nucleotides. RefSeq names its product T-complex protein 1 subunit epsilon (gene CCT5). Gene Ontology annotation, molecular function: ATP binding; ATP-dependent protein folding chaperone; ATP hydrolysis activity. Gene Ontology annotation, biological process: protein folding. Lineage: Eukaryota; Metazoa; Arthropoda; Insecta; Coleoptera; Nitidulidae. The transcript is spliced from 6 exons. Bases 101 to 1732 code for a protein of 543 amino acids. The record is from RefSeq and is a predicted model, not a curated record. Gene Ontology annotation, cellular component: chaperonin-containing T-complex.